UCAUGACAUUUUCCUGAGAUAAGCUGACUACUCUGCGCCCAAUAAACUCUUCUUCAAUAGCUCAGGUCGUCAAUGCGCCAUACACUCCCCGCAAUACGGACUCCUGCCCCCCGCCAGACAUCCGCCUCCCCCCGCCCUAGGAUGGUAGGAGCCGCGGCGCGCUCUCCGCAUCUUGGUGACCGUGUGGAGCCGGGCCUGACCCCUCAUUGAUUCCCGCCGGAAAGUCUCCUCUCAGGAGGGAUGUGUCAGUGAGCGGAGCCGGGCAGUGCAGAGACCUCGGAGCGGCCCGUCACCUCACCGGCCGCCGCCAUGGCGGACAACGAGAUGAAAGUUCCGGAGGACAUGUUCAAAGAUGUGAAGUUCUACCUGGUGGGGGACCUGGACCCUCAGAUUGUACAGAUGCUAAAAGCAGGAAGAGCAAAGGAAGUGUCAUAUAAUGCUCUAGCUACACACAUAAUUGCAGAAGAUGGCGACAAUCCUGAGGUUGGAGAAGCCAGAGAAGUAUUUGAUCUCCCCAUUGUAAAGCCCUCCUGGGUCAUAUUAUCUGUUCGAUGUGGAGUCCGUCUUCCAGAAAAUGGAUUUUCUCCAGAGUCUGAUCAAAUAUUUUUUGGUGUGACUGCUUGCCUUUCCCAGAUCUCACCUGACGACAGAAAUGCUCUUUGGGCUCUUAUUACUUUUUAUGGUGGUGACUGUCAGCUAAGCCUCAAUAAAAAGUGCACUCAUUUAAUUGUUCCUGAACCAAAAGGGACCAAGUAUGAAUAUGCUUAUCAGAGAGAGAACAUUAAAAUAGUUGCUCCGGACUGGGUUUUGGAUUCAAUAUCUGUGAAGAACAGGAAAGAUGAAGCACCUUAUCACCCACGUCUUAUAAUCUAUGAGGAGGAAGAGGAGGAAGAUGAAGAGGAGGAAGAGGUAGAAGAUCAGGAUUCCCGAAAUGCCAGUGCCGAUGAGGAUAGAUAUUCUUCAAAGUCUAGUCCAGUGUCAUCACGGGAGCAAUCUCCAACACCAAACCAAGAACGUUCACCAAAACGCAGUGGCACAGUGAAAAUUAAAGAGGAGCUGAUGUUUGAUGACUCCGAUGAUUCCUCUCCUGAAAAGCAGGACAGAAACCUGAACUGGACUCCAGCAGAAGUUCCACAGGUAUCCACUGCAAAGCGAAGGCUCCCCCAGGGAAAAGAUUCAGGACUAAUUAAUUUGUGUGCGAAUGUGCCACCUGUACCAGGGAACAUUUUGCCACCUGAAGCUCGGAGUAAUUUGCUCUCGUCCCUCACUGGAACUCCAGGUUCUGAAAGACCAGACAUGAUGCCUUUCAGAAGUCCAGCCGUGAGAACACUUAGAAAUAUUACAAACAGUGCAGAGAUACAGCAAAUCAAUCGACCCUCAAAUGUAGCUCAUAUUUUACAAACCCUGUCGGCCUCUACCAAAAGUUUAGAGCAACAAGGUAACCAUCCGCAACAAGGUCAUCCAAACGCAAUGUUGUUCAGUCAAGUAAAAUCCUUAACGCCAGAAGCGCAACAACAUUUGUUACAACAACAAUCCCAUCAAACACAAUCGCAACAACAACAUCAUCCUCUGGUGCAACUUCAGCCUCAACAGCUUAUGCAACUGCAGCAGCAGCAGCAGCAUCAACAAGUAACUCAGCAAGUUUUCCCACAACAUCAGUUUUCACAAGUGAACCAACAGCAUCACUUUACUCAGCUGCAGUUUUCUCAGCAACAGCAGCAAACCAUGCAGCAUCGCCCACAGCAGCAAACCAUGCAGCACUUUCAGCAGCAGCAUGUUCUGCAGCAGCAGCUUCAACAACUACAGCAGCAGCAACAUCUUCAGCAGCAACAACAACAACAACAGCAGCAGCAACAGCAGCAGCAGCAGUCUCUACAGCAAACCUUGCAACAGCAGAAUAUACAGCAGAUCCUUCAGCGUCAGCAGACUCCUUCACAGCAACAGGCACUACAGCAGCAACAGUCACUGCAGCCAGCUAUACAGCAGCAACAGACUCUUCAGCAGAACAUGCAGCAGCAAACACUUCAGCAACAGACGCUUCAAACAAGCAUUCAACAGGCUCUCCCACCAGGUGUGCAACAACAGCAGGGUCAGGUCUUGCAGCAGAAUCUUCAACAGAGCAUUCAGCAGCAGAAUAUGCAGAUACAGCACCUGACUCUUCAGCAAAAGCAACAAUUGCAGCAGCACGCUCUUCAGCAGCAGCAGCAACAGCAGCAGCAGCAGAUUCAGCCCCAUGCUUUACAGCAGCAAAUUUCAUCACAUACACUGCAACAGCAGCAGCAAAUUCAAAACCAAGCUCUACAACAGCAACAGAUUCAGUCUCAAACACUUCAACAGCAGAUACAACCACAGGGACUUCAGGCACAGCAGCAUCAGAUGCAGGUUCAGACUAUGCAGCAGCAGCAAAUCCAGACUCAGUCACAGCAUCAAAUACAAGCCCAAACACUGUCGCAACAGCAACAUCAUGCACAACCACAAACACUUCAACAGCAGCAUCAGAUGCAACCACAGACUCUUCAGCAGCAUCAGCUCCAGUCACAUAACAUUCAGCUCCAACACCAAAUUCAAACACAGGGCCAUCAGCAACACCAGAUCCCUUCACAAAUGUUGCAACAGCAGACACUUGCCCAGCAGCAGCUGCAGCAACAAACUCUACAGCUUCAGCAGCAGCAGCAAAUGAAACAGCAGCAAAUGCAACAGCAGCAGCAGACACUACUGCAGCAACAAAUUCAACAACAAACCCUGCAGCAGCAACAGAUUCAGCAAGCAAGCUUACAGCAGCAGCAAAUGCAGCAGUCGCAAGCAUCACAAAUACAGCAGACGGCACUCCAACCGCAGCAAGCCCAGCAGGCGGCAUUGCAGCAGCCUUCAAUGCAACAGACAGCUCUUCAGCAGCAGCAGCCUCCACUGCAGAACCAAGCAGUUCAGCAACAGAAACACAAUCUCCAGCAGAUUCAGCAGCAGAUCCAGCAGCAGCAAAUGCAACGGUUACAACAACGGCAAAUGCAAAAUCAAAACCAGCAACAACUAGGCCAGAUGGCCCAGCAGGUGCAGCCUCAAGCUACUAGUCAACAACCGCCCCAGACUCAGCAGUUGCACGGCCACGACCCAUCUCUGGAAAUUCCUGAAGACUACUUUUUGGCUGGCUGUGUGUUUUCAAUUGCUGACUACCCAGAACAGAUGUCUGAUAAGCAGCUUCUUGCAACAUGGAAACGAAUAAUACAAACGCAUGGAGGUACAGUGGACCCUACACUUACCAGUCGUUGUACCCAUCUUUUAUGUGAAAGCCAAGUCAGUAGUAUGUAUGCCCAGGCUAUGAAGGAACGAAAACGUUGUAUCACUGCUCAUUGGCUCAACACAGUGCUGAAAAAGAAGAAGAUGGUGCCGCCACAUCGUGCUCUACAUUUUCCUGUAGCAUUUCCUCCUGGAGGGAAGCCAUGCUCUCAACAUAUUAUUUCGGUGACUGGGUUUGUUGAUAGUGAUAGAGAUGACCUUAAGCUAAUGGCCUACUUGGCAGGCGCCAAGUACACUGGGUAUCUUUGUCGCAGCAAUACAGUCCUCAUCUGUAAAGAGCCUAAUGGCAUGAAGUAUGAAAAGGCAAAAGAGUGGAGGAUACCAUGUGUCAAUGCAUUAUGGCUCUGCGACAUCCUUUUGGGAAAUUUUGAAGCUUUGCGUCAGAUUCAAAACAACCGGUAUACAGUGUUCAACCUUCAGGAUGCCCUCGCUCCUUCAUCACAUAUGGUUUCAAACCUCCUUGAUGCGUGGAGAAUACCUUUAAAAGUUUCAACAGAUGUGCUAAUGAGUAUAAGAGUUCCCCUCAAACCCAAGCAAAAUGAACCAGCUGUACAGCCAAAGCGAGCAAGAAUUGAAGAUCUUCCACCUCCAACUAAGAAAUUAUCCCCAGACAUGACUCCUCAUGUAUUAUUUACAGGGUUUGAUCCCACCCAAGCUCAGCAGUAUGUUAAGAAACUAUAUAUACUUGGAGGAGAAGUGGUAGACUCUGCACAAAGAUGCACUCAUUUAAUUGCUAAUAAAGUAACAAGAACUGUCAAAUUUCUCACUGCGAUUUCCGUAGCAAAGCACAUUGUGACUCCAGAGUGGCUGGAUGAAAGCUUCAAGUGCCAAAAAUUUGUUGAGGAACAGAGCUACAUACUUCGGGAUGCUGAAGCUGAAGUGUUGUUUUGCUUUAGCUUAGAGGAGUCCCUGAAAAGAGCACGGGUGAUUCCACUCUUCAAGGGAAAGUAUUUUUACAUUACUCCAGGGAUCUGCCCCAGUUUGUCAACAAUGAAAUCUAUUGUUGAGUGUGCAGGUGGCAAAAUCUUAACAAAGCCACCCUCCUUUCGGAAAAUUAUGGAGCACAAACAAAAUAAGAGCUUGGCAGAAAUUAUCUUGAUUUCAUGUGAAAAUGAUCUUCAUCUUUGCAGAGAGUAUUUUGCUGGUAGUAUAGAUGUCCAUAAUGCGGAAUUUGUCCUCACUGGAGUUCUGACACAGACAUUGGAUUAUGAGUCAUAUAAAUUUACAUGAAUGUUUAACUACACCUCCAUGGAUCUUUUGGAUGCUGCAGUGUAUCGGUCAUGCUGAAAGGCCACACAAUCUUUUGUACCAUCUUCAUGUAAAGAUUUCCUUGAUGGCUGUUCCUCGGUGAACAAGGAAGAAAAGUUUAUCUGCAUCUUUUUUUAGGAUGUACAUUUUCUUAAAAGGAAACAUAAAUAAUUAUGUUUGUAUUAUAUGUUUUAAAGCCUGUCUAAAGGAUUAAUAAAAAUUAUUUUCAUGUUUUGUUUGUAAUGUAAUAUAAUGAAGGUACCCAAACUAUUUUUGUCAAAAGAAGAGGCAAAUGUUUGUUAUAUAACUGAGGAAAAUAAACCUUUUGUAUUUUAUAUUUCUAAA
Rana temporaria (common frog) is the source of this 4887-nucleotide messenger RNA. RefSeq names its product PAX interacting protein 1 (gene PAXIP1). Gene Ontology annotation, biological process: positive regulation of transcription initiation by RNA polymerase II. The record is from RefSeq and is a predicted model, not a curated record. The transcript is spliced from 21 exons. Gene Ontology annotation, cellular component: nucleus. Bases 310 to 4524 code for a protein of 1404 amino acids. NCBI's taxonomy places the organism in Eukaryota, Metazoa, Chordata, Amphibia, Anura, Ranidae.